This is a messenger RNA of Scaptodrosophila lebanonensis, 5241 nucleotides long. RefSeq names its product bromodomain adjacent to zinc finger domain protein 1A (gene Acf). Gene Ontology annotation, molecular function: protein binding. Gene Ontology annotation, biological process: chromatin remodeling. The transcript has 5 exons. The coding region runs from base 243 to 4892 and encodes 1549 amino acids. NCBI's taxonomy places the organism in Eukaryota, Metazoa, Arthropoda, Insecta, Diptera, Drosophilidae. The record is from RefSeq and is a predicted model, not a curated record.
GGUAGAAAAUAACAAAUAUUAAGCCUAGGAAAUUGUUAAAACGUGCAAAAAUACCAUAAAAGAGUUCACUGUUGUCAUUAACAUUAAAUUGUGUACGUAGGCACGUUGGCAAACGAAUUGCACUGCUCUGCAAUUUGAUUUCCAUCGGAAACAAUCAACAUAGAUUUCCCUCCAAAGAGGCAGCAUCAUAACAACAACAGACAUUGAAGUGUUUUGGAAAUUAAAAUAAAACAAGCAUUAAAAUGCCGAUUUGUAAGCGGGAAGGAUUUGAUCUAAAUCAAUCGGAGAGCAAACAUGAAACAUUCCACGAUAAUGAUUUGGUCUUCUGCUGCUACAUUACAAAACGCAUAUUUCGCGACUACGAAGACUACUUUCGUCACGUUAUGGUCAUAAAUUCAACGGUCUGGCAGUGCGAAGCCACUGGACGCGAUAGUCUCACUUAUGAAGAGGCUUUGAAAAGCGAGCGUGUCGCUCGUAAGAAGAUGGAACAGUUUAAGCAGAGCCUGCGGGCGCCCACACUGUUGGUAAUUGAGCAUGCCCGCCAAUCGGCCGUAAAAACGCUCCAUCUGAUUGUGACUAAGUUUUUACGCAAGCGUUACUUUCUAAAUGAGGAGGUCACGACGCUGAACAAAAAGAACAUAUCAUAUAUUGUAGUGGGUAUAAAACCACCGAAAAACGCACCUGAACCCGCAAACGGAGUAUAUGAAAAUACCGAAGACCUAGAAUAUCGCCUACGUGAGGUCAAAGGAGAUGAGAGUACAGAGAUUACCGUGCCUUUCGAACAAUUGCGCCGUCUGCGCAUGGAGUUCACCAACGAGAACUUGCAAAUGUACAUCAAAAACAAUGUGACCCGAGUGGAUGGAAUCCUGCGGCCCAAGCCAGACGUCUACAAGCAGUACGUGACAGACCGGAAAAUCACAUUCUCAAGUAUUUUCAUAGGGAAGAUGCCGCGCUACUCACCUGCGAAAAUCAAACGGCCGGAUCAAGCGCCCAGCAAGGACACAAAGAAGCAGGCGACACUUAAUAAAUAUUUGGUCAAGGGUGACGAAGCUAACAAAGAAGAACCGUCCACGGUGGAGCAACAAAAGAAUGAGAAGGCCGCCAAGGCCAAAUCGCUGCAGGCUGAGAUGGAGCGCAUGCGUCUGGAGAAGAUAGAGAAACUAGCCGAAAAAGAACGUCAGAAGGCGGAGAAGAAGGCACAGCUGUUAGAGCGUGUCGAAACAGAAUGUAACAAUCUGCUAACAAAAACGGAUGAUUUAGAGCGUAGCGAUCAGCGCCUGCUCCCCAUAUACAGGCCUAUUAUCACACACGUCCCUGUCCAGCUUCUUGGAGACGGUUUCAUGCUGCGCGAAUUCAUGCACUCGUACGCGGGAUUGCUCUCCGGAAUCGAGGUAUUCCGACAAAAUCUCAGUUUCUAUGAAAUGUCACGAGCAUUGACAGCGCGCGAAGUGGCAGGUCCACUAUCGGACAUUCUACUAAUUUUGCUGGGCACCGUAUUUGACCUGCAAAAGGAGGAGGAGGAGGAGUGCCCUCACAAAUAUUUAAUCGGAUACGGGCCAAAGGAUCGGGAACCCUACCGCAGUAUGAGUGAUGCGACACGCAGUCACUUUUAUGCCGAGCGACAUUUUUCUUUUAAGAUCAACGAGCUGCCACUGGAUGCGCUGACACUGAGCGAAGUGUUGCGAUUGCAUUUACUGUCAUCUGGCGCUGCCGUAACGGAGCGCGCCGAAAAGUGGAGGGUUAUGUACCGAAAUGGCUAUUCCUCACGCGAAGAUCCUGGUCUAGAGUUACGAAUGCAACAUGCGCAUAUCCUGCGCGCGCUCAAGAAUUACUCUAUCUAUCAGUUCAGCUUUGUCGACAUUAUGCGCGUCAUACGCUGCCUUAUGGCCCAGAUCCUCACCUAUUCGGGCACCAUCAACGUCAUCGAGGAACGCAUGGAGCAGGCGGCGAAGGCGCGUAUAGAAUUGCGCACGCUGGUGGCAGCUGAAAACAGAAGAGUGGCAGCCGUAGACUCACAGAAGCGGAAGAUGACUAACGAGUACAAUCAGCAAUGCAUGACAGACGAGCUUAAAAGCGAUGCUGAAAAGAAAAAGACACUUGGAGACAAGUUAAAUCGGCGUAUCGCAGAGCUGCUUGCAUUAUCCGAUCGGGAGCGUCGUAAGCACGAGACCCAGGUACUUUCGCUCCGCUCGCAGUUGUUUAAUUUUUUGGUAUAUCUGGGCUCUGAUCGCUGCUAUCGUAAGUACUACGUUUUGGAGUCCAUACCGGGCAUAUUUAUAGAGCAUCCGCCCGACAGCAUGGAUAUUUGUUUGAAUCAGCCGCCUCAAAAUAAGACCCAGGCAGAUAUACGUAAUUUGGCGGAGUUGCCCACAAAUCGAAAAAAUUUGCGCACAUAUCUGCUGAAGCUCUACGGCGACGAGCGCAAGCGAGGCCGACGUAGUAGCAAACCCGAGGUUCCCAAGCAAUCGCUUGAGAACAAGGAGAACCAGGAACAUCGUGUGAAUGGGCUUUCCAAGUCAACCAGCUCGCUGACCAAUGGCACACAUCCUGAAGCUAGUGUAGAUGACCCUGGCGUAGAAACGGAUGUAGCGGCUUGUGAGAAUGAAGAUUCGCCCACGCAAUAUCAGCUGUUAAUGUGCAGCGGAGACAAACGUAAUUGUAUUGUACACAAUGAUCGAAAUGCAGGUCGCCAGCGUUGGGCAUAUAUUUACAAACCGGAGGAAAUCGAAGCAUUAGUCAAUGCACUUAAUCCACUAGGCUGGCGUGAAUCGAGUCUUCGCGAUGAGCUAACCAGUCUGCGCUCGCUAAUAGAACAGCACGUAAAAAAUUGUCCGGUGGAUUUGCUUAGCCUGGAGGACGAGAAGCGGCGUCAGAGCUUUCGCAAUGCCAUGCACCAGGAAACACAUCGAAAGUAUGGCAAGGCCAACUUUGGCCUCCCAGAUGACACCGAUCUCAGCGAGGUAAUGCAGCUACAUCUUAUCGAUCGCAUUCUACAGUUUGAAUCGGAUAUAUAUACGGGGGACCUGGGCAGGCUUAAGGUCAAGGACAUGCAAAAGUGGCGCGAUGAUUUACUAAACCGCAGAUACGAUCCGCAGGGCAAGUUACAGUGGGGUCCUAUAGGCAUCGGAGUGCGCCAAACAGGAGGAGCUAAUCAGGAAGAGGACGUCAAUUCAGAGAAUGGCUCUACCUAUGGAGGUGAUGAGGAAGACGGUGAGUUGGAAGCCGAGAGCGCCGAACCAUAUGUGUCACGGGCAUUUGGUUCCAAGCCGUAUCGCGAUCCAGGCGAGCAACUAGGUCCAACACUUGAAAUAGAAUCGGAGGACAGUGCCGACGAUGAUGUGCCGCUCUUGGAAUCAGAAGAGUUACAAUCCCAGGUACACAAGCUGGCGUCGGCGUUGCUUCAAGUGGAGCAAGCCAUUGAAAAACGCUUCCUUAAAGAGCCCUAUGGCGUGACGACGCGUGAAACCAACAAGGAGAAACUGGAGCUAAAGCAGCGAGCCGGUCAGGCCCGACUCAAGCAGUGGGAGGUUUCCCUAAUGGAAAGUACUAGCUUUGCGCAGGUCUUUCUGCAUUUGAACAUACUUCAUGAUUGCAUCAUGUGGGCGCGAUCCACAAACAAGUCACUUUGUUCUGUUUGCCGUCGGGGAAGCGAUCCUGAAAAAAUGUUGCUCUGCGAUGAAUGUAACGGCGGCACCCACAUGUUCUGCAUGAAGCCAAAAAUGCGGACAGUGCCGGACGGCAACUGGUACUGUGGUCGAUGUGUUAAAAAUCUCGGCCUGAAGAACGAAGUGCAGCCGGAGCAGAAGAAGCGCGCUGCUCAAAAGAAGCGCAAAUUCAUUGUAGAAGAGGAUGAGGAAUUGGCCGACGAGGAGCAAAACGACGAGGACAACAACGAGGAACAAAUGGAUGUGUCCGAUAAUACAAGCGAAGCAUCAUCAGCUAAUGUUAAGUCUGCACACAAGCGGCGCGCCUCCGGACGACGCAGUGGCCGUCAGUUAAAAUCCAAGGAAAUCGAGCAGGAACUUGAUGAGGAUGAUGAAGAGGCAGAAGAAGAGCCGCACAGCGAUGAUGAGCAGAUGGCUGAUGAGUCCGAUGUAGCAGAAUCGGACAACGGUGAUGAUGAGAACAACGAAGAAAUAUACGAUAAAGAUGCAGAAGAAAGCGAAGUGGAGGAGGAGAAGAUCUGCAUGAUUUGCUGGUAUGAUGGCAGCGAAGUGUGCUGUGCCCGCUGUAAUGAUUGGUACCAUCUAGAGUGUGAGCAGCUGAAACGACGGCCGCGCGCCGACUUUGUGUGCAAAAAGUGCAAGGGUGGUGACACGCGACGUCGCCCAAGACAAAAUGCCGAUGGAGAUGCUGAUGAUGAUGGCGAUGAUGAGCCGCAUGCCAAACGCUCACGUUCGUUUCGAACUUCGCUUCGAAUUUCAAUGCAGAAUGGAGAAGCAUCCGAAAAAUCCAGUACGCGUCACAGCAAUAACAAUAACAAUAGUACCAGCAAUAAUAACAAUCGUCGCUCUGGUCGUCGCACCAACGACAAUCUGCCGCUAAACAGUGCCGCUCUUUAUGAUCUGCUUGAGCAGACGAUGAAGCACAAAUCCGCCUGGCCAUUCCUGCGCCCAGUGCUGUCCUCCGAGGUACCAGACUAUCACAAGAUUAUCAAGUCGCCGAUGGACUUGGCCAAAGUCAAGUCCAAGCUAAACAUGGGAGCUUAUCAGAUAAAUGAGGAGCUACUGAACGAUAUCCAACUCGUGUUCCGAAAUUGCGAUCUCUACAAUGUUCAGGGCAAUGAGAUUUACGACGCCGGCAGUCAAUUGGAACGCUUUGUCAUUGCACGCUGCAAGGACUUACAGUUGCCCUUCAAGCCGAGCGACAUGAAUGCCGAGGCUAUUUGUUGAGCAGGCGACUCGCCGUGCAUUACGUAUAGUGUACUAUAAAUUAUGCAUAUUAGGCCUAAACAUACAUAAAGACGAGCUCGCGUACAUAAUUAGCGUUACAUUUACAUUAUUAGUAGGAUAUUAUAUUUGUGUGAAAGAAAAUAAAAUAAUCACAUACAAUUUUCGCACUUUUAAAAUCCAUCUUGAACCUUCGAAGUCGGACUCGAAAUAUAAGCUAGAUUCACAUUCCCAAAAAUCUAUAUUCAAGGAACAGCACACAUCUAUUUUUGUUCUUCGGCUUCAGCAGUUAAGUUAAAUGUUAAUAAAUUAUUCUGUUCGAUUUCAUGAGUUUUUUCUAAUGUGUAUCCAU